UACGUCCUGUAUCAGAGUUCAACAUGCGGGUUUCACUUUAAACGAGUCCGUGUACCAUGUGGCUAGUUUUAACGACAAAAUCCUCGUUUCUGUAGCUUUCUGUCUGUCUGUCUGUUGUUUGUCCGUUUUCGCUUUGAUCAUGUCUGUGAACGCAUCACAACUGGAGCUGAACCAGCUCAUCUACCGCCAUUUGAAGGAGCAUGGUUUCCUUUCAGCUGCAGAGGAGCUUCAGAGGCACAGCCCACAGGUCAACACAGUGCUCACAGACAUAAUGGUGGAGUCAAAACCAUCAGUCUCUUUAUUAGACAUCUACAAAUCAUGGUUAAAGAAUCCCAAAAAAGAAAAGGUGUCCAAAAUCAGAAAAAUGCUCGAAAUCAGGAAAACAAAAGUACUCCCUCUAAAGCCAAGACUGCCUCAACAAGGAAGAAGACGGAUAAACCAGCUAAAAUCCCAGCUUCACCAAAGAAGUCCGUUCCAGCGAAAAGAAAAAGAAGUGACGAAAAGCCAAGCCGAAGUGUUAAAGCAAAGAAAUCUAAGCCUAACACAAUGGAGAAAGCUUCUGGUGACGAAUCAGACUCCGACAGCAGUCUGGAUAUAGAGAAGUGGAAGAAAUUACUCAACCAGUUGACAGAGGUCGACGUUGCCAAGAUGGAAACCAUCAACGCUCUGGCCUCUGAAUCGCAACCCAAGAAAAAGAGAGGCAGAAAGCCGCAAGCCAAACCUCUGUCCGAAGCUGACGCUCCUGUCCAGCAAAAUGGUGAGACAAUUGGACAGAAUGAACAGGGCAUAGAGAAAGUUGGGACACAAACGCCGACAAAGAAGAAUGCAGCAAAAAGGAGCAAGAAAGAAAAUCCAGCACCUGUGUCCUCCCCGAGCAAGCAGAGUCCGAAUAAAAGAGUAAAAAGUGUAGAGGACAAGCAGGCUUCAUCCGAACUCCCUGAGAAAUUUGAAAAACAAACAGAAUUACAAGAAAUGUUGGUCCCUGUGAAUGCAAAAGAUGCAAUGGCACAAGAAACCAAAAAAAAGAAGAAGAAAAAGAAAGAAAAGGAGGACAAGAUAGAGGGGAGUGCAAAUGAGACAAAUAGUGAUGGAAAAGACAGCAAAGAAAAAAGGAGUGAAAUCACUGAGCAGGAGGAUGCUGGUAAGACAGAAGGAGCAAAGAGAACGACUAAAGAAGGAAAGAUGGAAGAGAGAGGCAGUGACGAUGACAACAUUUCUGAGUUAAGCUUACAGAAAAAGAAAGCGAAAAAGAAGGAAAAAGACAAAUCCAGCAGCGAGGAAGGUUUAGCUCAAAUAGACAAAGAGAAGAAAAUGAUGGUUGUUGGUGAAGAAAAUUUGAAACAACCAGAUAAAAUAAUAAAACCUGGUAAACCACAGAAAAAAGAAAAUAACAAUAUGGAGGGUAAUUUAGAAUAUGUGAGUGUGGGGGAGGAAGGAAGUGGUGUGCAAAACAUUGAAGAAAUAGAGAAUUCUAAGGAAAUGGUAACAAAAGAGAAAACCAGUAGUGAGGAAUAUUCGGCUGAAAUGCAUAAAAAGAAAGCAAAGAAAAAGAAAGACAAAAGCGUUAUGGAGGAAAAUUUAGAGCAUGGAAGCUAUGGCAGUAGAAGAAAAUGUUGAAGACGAAUACAAUUCAGAGCAAAUGGGUGGGAAAAAGAAAUCAAAGAAGAAGAAAAGAGAGCCUCUUGGCUGCAAAGAAUUCCCAGAGGAAGUAGUUCAAGAAAAGAAAGCAAAAAAGAAGAAUGAGAAGUCUGAUGAAAAUGAUUUAGUUGAAGAAGAGAAACCAAAAGAUGACGAUGAUCAUACGAAUAAUAAAUGUACAUUAGAGACGGACGAGGGGAGUCUGGAAAUCACAAGUCCUCUGAAAAAGAAGAAAAAGAAAAACAAAUUAAAAUCAGACGAGGCUCCAGAGGAAGCUGAAAUUUCGACAACACAAUCUAACUCAGCUGACGUCCACAAAAAGAAAAAGAAAUCCAAGAGGACAGAGUCGUGAGAAGAAUUGACUCCUUAACCCAGUAGAAGCUCUUAAUGAAGCUACGCAUCAUUUCUAACCAGAACUACAUGGGUUAGAAAGUCAGCAUAAAAAAACAUGUAAAUAAAAUGGACAUUUUAAUUUUUGUACUAUUUGUACUUUUUUUAAUUAUUUUUAGGCACUGUAUCACGUAAAGGUGUGUAUUUACAACAUGUCAUGUUUUGUAUCUGAUAUUAAAUUUCUGAUCUCAGAGUUAACUUCAUAUGUUGGUUCAAGGACUGCAAUUGAAAAAAAUGUGUCCCUGUACAUUUUUACUCAUCUGUUGAUAUUUAUUCACUCCUCUGCCACUAGGAUUUUGUGGCCAAGAAAACAUCUCUCAAUUAUUUUUUUUUUUACCAUCUUUGUGUUCAUAAAAAAAUUACUGUUUAGUGUUUAAGGUGUUUUUAAAAACUUUGUCAAAAAAGAUUAUUUUGUUGCAAGUUUUGGUGUACAUUGCAUAUAAAUGUUUUAAUGCAAAAUAAACAUUAUAGUUUUGUAUU
Xiphophorus hellerii (green swordtail) is the source of this 2508-nucleotide messenger RNA. RefSeq names its product protein PXR1-like. Bases 319 to 1617 code for a protein of 432 amino acids. Lineage: Eukaryota; Metazoa; Chordata; Actinopteri; Cyprinodontiformes; Poeciliidae. The transcript is spliced from 8 exons. The record is from RefSeq and is a predicted model, not a curated record.